AUGCAUCCUCCGUCUUCAAAGGGAACACAGAGUCGUCGUCGUUGGAUACAGUUCGCAUUCGUGGCCUUCUGCCUCUUCGCCCUCGAUAUGUCCGGGUUGUGGGGGUGGCUAUGGCCCUUUUCAAACAGCCCACCGGAUCUGUCAUCGGCCUCAAUAACGGUAGGGGAUACGCUCCUCGAAAAGCUACGCAAGGAGUACAACUACCCGGGCCUCGCCGCCGCUUCCAGCAGACAUGGCGACUUUUCCUCUGCGGUUACUGGUCUGAGGCGGAUAGGGGCCUCGCUCAAGAUCACCAAGGACGAUCAAUUUCAUCUGGCGUCAAACACCAAGGCGAUGACGGCCACUACCUUUGCAAUUCUGGUUCAAGCUGGACAUUUGCGGUGGGAUUCCACACUGGAGGAAGCCAUUCCCUCUCUCGCUGAUUCUAUGGCCGAGGAGCACAAGAGCACCACGAUCAAGAUGUUGACGUCGCAUCGAUCAGGCCUCGAUAUUGACUGGGCUGCCGAUACCCCGUUCUAUGAGUCCUUGUACAGGCCCGACAUAUCCCCGAAGCAGGGUCGAUGGUUGAUGGUCCAGAAAGCAUUGACCCAAUCUCCAGCGAGAACCAAGGGCAAAUUUUGUUACGACAACACCAACUAUUUGAUCACUGCCGCCAUCAUAGAGUUGAUCACCGGAAGUACCUGGGAAGACUUUGUCCAGACUCGAAUUUUCGAGCCUCUGGGCAUGCAACACACAGGGUUUGGGCCCAACGAUGAGACCAACGUCACUUCCAUCUGCAAUCCCUGGCCACACCGGUGGGUGUCGGAGCCGUAUGGAGCGGCGGAACCUGUUUCAGACGUCGACUUUGACCACCGCGACAAACCGCCGGCUUUCAACCCAGCCGCGCGGGUUCAUGCGCCGAUGGCACAGUACAACAAGUUCCUGCAGGCUCACAUCGAUGGAGUCAACGGGUUAGACACGCCUCUCGGGCUGUCUCAGGAGAUGUUCAAAUUCCUGCACACGCCCUACGCAGACGACGACAUCUACACGCCCGGUGGGUGGCAUUGUCAACGGCGGAACCCAGACGGCUCCGUCUACAGCAUUUCGCACCCGGGGAGCAACAGGUACAACUACGUGGUCGCGUACGCUGUCAUUGGGAACGGUGGUGGUGGUGGUGGUGGUGAAGAGGACCGCGAGGGAACGUACAUGGUCAUGACCAACAUCGGUGGACUGGGCGUUGGCGACGGGUUGCGCAAGAUCGCCGAUGAUCUGAUAGACGGACGUCUCACGCUUUUUUCCCACGGUUGA
Molecule: messenger RNA, 1287 nt
Organism: Fonsecaea pedrosoi CBS 271.37
Lineage: Eukaryota; Fungi; Ascomycota; Eurotiomycetes; Chaetothyriales; Herpotrichiellaceae
Exons: 2
Coding region: 1-1287 (428 amino acids)
Source: RefSeq, a predicted model, not a curated record